AUCACCUCAGUUAGAGGCUUGGCUGCCUGUGUCCGCUGUCUUCUCCAUCUACAACCCUGCGGUUAAUUUUCUGCAGCUUCUUUUCCAGCCGGAGGAGCGGAGCGGCGACCCAAGAGAAUGAAUAGCAAAGAAGACAACGGCAGCAAGUGUUCGCCGGCCCCUAUCUCUAGCUUCACUAUCCAGUCCAUUCUGGGUACCACAUCCGAAGGUGGGCGCUCAGGUACCAAGGAGAAUUCCAAAGGAGGACUGCAGAGGAAGCGAACGUUGUCUGUCUCGUCCGAAGAAGACUGCAGCGCUGGGGAAGACUCCGCUGACUGUUUCUGCUCAGAGCCCGGACACAGCGAGACCUGCAACCACCAACACCAGCCUCUCAACUUUACCUGCCUCAAUGCCGCUAAAGGGAUUACACCGGGACAAGAAGCGAUAGAAAGGCGUCAGAUUUUAACACAACCUCUGCUGCAGGAUUACAAAGAGGAUAAAGAGACACCAUGUAGCCAAAUAUCACCCAUUUCGGAGGAGAGACAAAGAGACGGAGCCGACAAGCAGAGUAGUUCUGCCAAAAAGAAGACCCGCACCGUUUUCUCUCGGAGUCAGGUGUACCAGCUCGAGUCCACCUUCGACAUGAAACGCUACCUGAGCAGCUCCGAGCGGGCGUGCUUAGCAUCAAGCCUGCAGCUGACAGAAACUCAGGUUAAGACAUGGUUUCAAAACCGCAGGAACAAGUGGAAAAGGCAACUGUCGGCUGAACUAGAAGCGGCCAAUAUGGCACACGCUUCAGCACAAACUUUAGUUGGGAUGCCGCUGGUUUUUAGGGACAAUUCCUUGCUUAGGGUUCCAGUUCCAAGGUCGAUUGCGUUCCCUACUCCACUAUACUAUCCCGGAAGCAAUCUACCAGCUUUACCUUUGUACAAUCUUUACAAUAAGAUUGAAUACUAACUCCAUGUUCAUCCCAAAACAACAGAAACAAAAAUCAUACAUAAAUGUUUGGCAUAAAUGUAUAUUUAUAUAAUCUUAUUUGUUGAAAAUAUAUAUUUCUUAUUAUGCAACAACUGUAUGUGUAAAUAAGAAGGCACUGUGCUUCUCCAAAGGGUAUUAAAUACACCAUGUGUAUAUUACUUAUUUUGUACUUUUUUAUUUACUGUUCUCUCCCUUGUUCAACCGGUUUUAAACGUUUUAUGGCGAAAAAUCUGGUCAUAGUUGAAGGUAUAUUAUCAAGUGAAUUACUAAUAUUUUAAGUUUUAGUUGUAUUUUUUUGUCAAUUUUCAGAAAUGCACGGAAAUCGCCAGAUAAUUGUUGAAAAAAUAAAUAAAUCAGUUUCCAAAA
This is a messenger RNA of Lepisosteus oculatus (spotted gar), 1323 nucleotides long. It is a transcript of the gene hmx2, whose product is annotated as H6 family homeobox 2. Gene Ontology annotation, cellular component: nucleus. Gene Ontology annotation, biological process: regulation of transcription by RNA polymerase II. Gene Ontology annotation, molecular function: DNA-binding transcription factor activity, RNA polymerase II-specific; RNA polymerase II transcription regulatory region sequence-specific DNA binding. The record is from RefSeq and is a predicted model, not a curated record. Lineage: Eukaryota; Metazoa; Chordata; Actinopteri; Semionotiformes; Lepisosteidae.